UCCCUGAGCGGAGGAAAAGGAUGCGCAUGCGCGCGGCUGCUCCAACGCAUCCGGGCUGGAGCUCUCCCGCCCCCUCCCCCGCCCGGAGCUGCCCCAGCGCCUCGGUGCGUUGCACCGCCGGAGGCUGGGCAGGUAGCAGCGCUGCUCCGCGCUGGACCCCACCCGGCAGGCGUAGGCCACGCACACCUGCCUCUGUGUGGCUGUCCUGCGCAGAAUUGCACCACCGACCCUCGCCUGCCCACUGCCACCGGCCGCUGGACAGGCUGGGACUGGCUCGGCGCAGGGCACUGCUCCUCGGUGCAUUGCUGCUCCGCGCUGCAGCCCGCAGCCGCCCGCCUCCCCCGGCCGUGCCCCUCCCGCGUGGAGCCGGCUAUCCGUCUGCGCCCACUGCCCCGUGGCAGCGGCGGAGCCGGGCAGCGCGCGGCUGCCAAGCGCGCUCGCGCUUCGGGCCCUCUGGCCUUCCCUCCUUAGGGCAGCCCGCGCCCCGGUGCAAGGGAGCGGUCCUUACCAAGACGCGCCCGGUCCGGCGGUGCAAUGAGCUUCUUCGGCUUCGGGCAGAGCGUGGAGGUGGAAAUCCUUCUCAAUGAUGCGGAGAGUAGGAAGCGGGCCGAGCACAAGACGGAGGACGGGAAGAAGGAGAAAUAUUUCCUCUUCUACGACGGGGAGACGGUCUCCGGGAAGGUGAGCCUUGCGCUCAAGAACCCCAACAAGCGACUGGAGCACCAGGGCAUCAAGAUCGAGUUCAUCGGGCAGAUCGAACUCUACUACGAUCGCGGGAACCACCAUGAAUUUGUGUCCCUGGUAAAGGACUUGGCCCGGCCUGGAGAGAUCACCCAGUCGCAGGCCUUCGACUUUGAAUUUACCCACGUGGAGAAGCCGUAUGAGUCCUACACAGGGCAAAAUGUGAAGCUACGCUAUUUCCUCCGAGCUACCGUCAGCCGCCGCCUCAAUGACGUUGUCAAAGAGAUGGACAUUGUAGUUCAUACCCUCAGCACAUACCCGGAGCUGAACUCCUCCAUCAAGAUGGAGGUUGGGAUUGAGGACUGUCUGCACAUUGAAUUUGAGUACAAUAAAUCCAAAUACCACUUGAAAGAUGUCAUUGUAGGGAAGAUAUACUUCCUGCUGGUGAGAAUCAAAAUCAAGCACAUGGAGAUAGAUAUCAUCAAGCGGGAAACAACGGGUACAGGCCCCAACGUGUAUCACGAGAACGACACAAUAGCCAAGUAUGAGAUCAUGGACGGGGCACCAGUGAGAGGAGAGUCCAUUCCGAUCCGGCUCUUCCUGGCAGGAACUACUAGUGAUGGUAAAGAAAGACGGCAGAGGCAGCCCUGCAUCUUGGAGCAGCCAAAGGAGCCCGCUUGGAGGUAA
Molecule: messenger RNA, 1368 nt
Organism: Cebus imitator (Panamanian white-faced capuchin)
Lineage: Eukaryota; Metazoa; Chordata; Mammalia; Primates; Cebidae
Gene: VPS26B
Product: VPS26, retromer complex component B
Exons: 6
Coding region: 535-1368 (277 amino acids)
Biological process (GO): retrograde transport, endosome to Golgi; intracellular protein transport
Cellular component (GO): endosome; retromer complex
Source: RefSeq, a predicted model, not a curated record